UUACGACAACUGAUUUGUAGUGAUAAGAACGCUUUCUGGUACACAGAUGGAAACGAAAGUUGAAAAAAGAAAACAAACCAAGAAAGAGGGAUACAAACUGCUGACUUUUUAAAAAUUGGUUCACAACAACAUCUUGCAUAAUGAUAAUGCAACAAAGUCAAUAUUAUUCCUAGAAGUAUUUGGUGGAAGAACAUAAUUAUUUCGUCAUGUCUGCUGAUGACCCGCAGUCAUUGGCAAUAGCCAGAGAAUUAACAAGAGAGUUGAAUUUAGCUAAUUCAAAUCAGCAACAAGCACAGUGGGCACAUGAAGCCUUAGCUCAGGUUCAAGUCAGAGUAUUUAAAGAACAUAAUGAUGUAGUUAACAGUUGUCAAUUUUUUAAGAAGGAUAUGAUAUUAACAGCAUCAAAUGAUCAAAGUGUAAAAAUCUGGGGUUCUGAUACAGGGGAAGUACAGAAAUCAUUUGAUGGUAUCCAUAGUGUGGCUGUUAAUGAAGCUAGAUUAUCAAAUGAAGAUCAGACUAAAUUUGUAAGCUGUGGUUGGGAUAAGAUUGUUAAAGUUACCGAUAUAGAAACAGCAGAAACUUUGUGGAGUGGUAGUCAUGAAGGUGUUAUUACAUGUUGUAAGUUUUCACAUAAUGGUAAAUAUGUGGCAUCAGGCUCAGAUAUGGACAACAGAUUACAAAUAUGGAAUGCUAAAACUGGAGAGGUGAUCUUUAAUCUCAAAGACUACCAUGCUAGUACAAUAACAAGUAUAUUGUUUUCACCUGAAGAUGAUAAAGUUAUAACUACGUCUAUGGACAGAACAACCAAAUUCUUUGAUUUGAAAUCUUGCAAGAAUACCAUUAAAUUAGAGGGUCAUAUAAAUGUUGUAUCCGAUUGUUCUAUAUCUGGUGGAGAGAGAAAAUUUGCUACAACAUCCUGGGAUAAAUCUAUACAAAUAUGGGAUAUAGCUACUGGAAUGUAUAGAUCAAGAGGACCUGAAUCUCUAAGAGGAGGACAUGAAGGUUCUGUAAGCUGUUGUGAUUUUACUCAAGAUGGACUGACAUUAGCUACUGGAUCUUAUGAUAACAGUAUUAUUAUAUGGGAUGCUGAUAACUUUGUCCAAAAAAUUAGGUUACAGGGACAUACAGGUUGGGUGAAUGAUAUUGUCAUCAGUGAAGACCAAAAAUGGCUUCUAUCUUGUUCUAGUGUAAGAUUUAUUAUCAUUUAA
This is a messenger RNA of Patella vulgata (common limpet), 1208 nucleotides long. RefSeq names its product WD repeat-containing protein 88. The record is from RefSeq and is a predicted model, not a curated record. Bases 207 to 1208 code for a protein of 333 amino acids. Gene Ontology annotation, molecular function: protein binding. NCBI's taxonomy places the organism in Eukaryota, Metazoa, Mollusca, Gastropoda, Patellidae. The transcript is spliced from 10 exons.